AUGAUGUCUUCACCAACAAAAUCGGUUCUACGUUUUUCAAAAUUAAGUGAAAGUGCUUUUGCACCAUUGAAAGGUUCUGCGCAUGCAGCUGGUUUUGAUUUAAGAAGUGCCUACGACUAUGUUUUAGCAGCACGUGAUAAGGUAAUUGCACAAACUGAUAUUCAAAUUGCUAUUCCAGCUGGUUGUUAUGGACGAAUUGCACCUCGUUCAGGAUUGGCGGCAAAAAAUGGUAUUGAUGUAGGAGCUGGAGUGAUUGAUGCCGAUUAUCGUGGUAACGUUGGUGUGGUCUUAUUCAAUCAUAGUGACACUGAUUUUAAAAUUAGUAAAGGUGACAGAAUAGCUCAAUUAAUUUGUGAAAAAAUUGAAUAUCCAGAAUUAAUUGAAGAUAAAUUGGAUACAACCGUUCGGGGUUCGAGCGGUUUCGGAAGCACAGGAUUACGAGGAAAGGAAAAUGAAUCGAUUUAA
Molecule: messenger RNA, 465 nt
Organism: Didymodactylos carnosus
Lineage: Eukaryota; Metazoa; Rotifera; Eurotatoria; Philodinida; Philodinidae
Source: the annotation of a GenBank genome assembly